CCGGGCGGCCCCGGCGACUGCGUACUGGCUGUGGGAUGGGAAGUGAAGCCACAGCGAGCGGCAGCGGCCGGGCUGUAAGGAGCAGCCUGGGGGUGGCGGCAGCGGCUGGCCGGUGAGCUGCCGAGAAGAGACCAGCUAGGGCAGAGCACCUGCAGGCGCGGGCGGCGGCUUCACCAUGGCGAUUCGCAGGAAGAGCACCAAGAGCCCCCCGAUCCUGAGCCAUGAAUUCAUCGUGCAGAAUCACGCGGACAUCGUCUCCUGUGUGGCGAUGGUCUUCCUGCUGGGGCUCAUGUUCGAGGUAACAGCAAAAGCUGCUAUCAUUUUUGUUACUCUCCAGUACAAUGUUACCCUCCCUGCAACGGAAGAACAAGCUACUGAAUCAGCGUCUUUUUAUUACUAUGGUAUCAAAGAUUUGGCUACAAUUUUCUUCUACAUGCUAGUGGCGAUAAUUAUUCAUGCCAUAAUUCAAGAGUAUGUGUUGGAUAAAAUUAACAGGCGAAUGCACUUCUCCAAAACAAAACACAGCAAGUUUAAUGAAUCUGGUCAGCUUAGUGCAUUCUACCUAUUUUCUUGUAUUUGGGGCACAUUCAUUCUAGUAUCUGAAAACUACAUCUCAGACCCAACUAUCUUGUGGAGGGCUUAUCCCCCUAACCUGAUGACAUUUCAGGUGAAGUUUUUCUACAUAUUACAGUUGGCUUACUGGUUUCAUGCUUUUCCUGAGCUCUACUUCCAGAAAACUAAAAAAGAGGAUAUUCCUCGGCAGCUUGUCUACAUCGGUCUGUACCUCUUUCACAUUGCUGGAGCUUAUCUUUUGAACUUGAAUCAUCUAGGACUUGUUCUUUUGGUGCCGCAUUAUUUUGUUGAAUUUCUUUUCCACAUUUCUCGCCUGUUUUAUUUCACCGAUGAAAAGUACCAGAAAGGAUUUUCUCUGUGGGCAGUUCUGUUUGUUUUGGGAAGACUUCUGACUUUAAUUCUCUCGGUACUCACUGUUGGCUUUGGCCUUGCAAGAGCAGAGAACCAGAAGCUGGAUUUCAGUACUGGAAACUUCAAUGUGUUGGCUGUAAGAAUUGCUGUCCUGGCAUCCAUUUGCAUUACCCAAGCAUUCAUGAUGUGGAAGUUCAUUAAUUUUCAGCUUCGGAGGUGGAGGGAACAUUCUACUGUUCAGGCACCAACUGCAAAGAAGAAACCAACAGUGACAAAAGGCAGAUCUUCUAGAAAAGGAACAGAAAAUGGUGUAAAUGGAACAUUAACUUCAAAUGGAGCAGACUCUCCCCGUAAUAGAAAAGAGAAAUCUUCAUAAUGAAUUACAAUCUAAUUGAUUAAUGUCCCCAAAGAAACCUGCUUUUUACUCUAUCUUUCAACACUAGAGGUUUUCUUUUUCUGUUUUUAAGAUGCAGUCUGUGCUCCUUGGUUCUUGCUAUUGUACUGUUUCCUGCAUUUUUUAAAGGGCAGUUGAGGGUGGAUAAUUACUAUGAGUGAAAAAAAUAUUUGAGCUUCAACUAAGCUACUUGCCUUUAAAACAGUUUAGGGACCACCACCAUAUUUUACUUUGUUUCUUUUUAUCUUUGAACAUUUUUCUAAUGAUUUGGAAAGAUAACUAUUUACAAAAAUUCUACAUAUCAAUGAUACGAUUUCUUGCUCUCACUGAUUUUUUUACAUUACCACGAUGGCCUCUUCCAGCUAGGUCAUAUUUUUUAAGUUAUCUUUCAGGGUAAAAUGGAAAUAAUACAAGGUUGGAUGUCAAACUUUAAUAUGUUUUCAGUGUUCUCUAAUUUUUAGGAAUUUUUGUAGCCUUUGCACCAGGGAAAAAAAAGAUUUGUAAAUUCGCCAAAAUAAUAGUGUGCGUUAGUUUAUAGGUAAUGGUUGUUAGUGUUACAUCCCAUAUUUUUAAGGGGGAGAAAACAUACCAUUGGUUACAAUGUGGAGAUUUAUUGCCAUAUUUGUUGAAUCAAAAUGUACUUGUGAAGUAAAAUCUUUCUUGUGCAUUUGCAACACUUGUAAACAGGAAAUCAGAAAAUUAAAUAUUUAAAGAAAAAAUCGAAUGUAGCCCUUUUUGAUAUGUUUAUUAAUAAUGAUCCUUAAUGGGGCUUAUUGAUAAAUUCGAUAUGCACAUCAUCUUAGAAAAAACAUUGUUUAACCUGCAAACCCUUUUUAAAAAUAAUGCCUACUUGAUUUAUAUCUAUAAAAAGAAUGUCAGGUCAUUAUAUUUGGAAACCAUUUAAUGCACUAACCUUAAAGAAAUUGAAAAUUCAGGUGGAUAAAUAGUCUUUAAAAAAAGACAGUGCUUUAUGUUAUAACUAUAGCUUUGGUCCCGUCUUUAAUUGAGAAACAUUUAUCUGUAUAAAACAUAUUUUUGGAUAAAUAUAUAUAUAUAUUUGUAUCUCUACAGAAAGGCUCUAAGAAACAUUUGAGUAAAACAUCUGGUUCUCUUUUCUAUAAUUAUCCUUUAAAACCCUUAUGGCUGUAUUCGUUCUGUUGUUGUGGUUCUCUUUCCGGUGCACACGUUGCUCCUUUCGGUGUUCCCACCUUGUUCCUCACCUCUCACUCUGGUCACCAGCUCUUUUUGUGCUGUUCUGAGCAUCAAAGGUGCAGGCCUAUUGGGUUUGCAGUGUAAGAAGUCACCAUGCUGCUAAAGUCGUGCUUUCUAUUUCCAGCUGUGUACCUACAUCCUGGAGAGAGCAGUGGCUCUCUGGAGCAUCAUGGAGUUCGGAACCAAAUUUGUGCCAUUAAAAACUGGCAUUAUAUUGAACCAUUCAUUGAGAGAUCAAUAAAAAUAAAAAUUUUUACUUUUACAAGCUA
Messenger RNA from Artibeus jamaicensis (Jamaican fruit-eating bat), 2799 nucleotides. It is a transcript of the gene TRAM1, whose product is annotated as translocation associated membrane protein 1. NCBI's taxonomy places the organism in Eukaryota, Metazoa, Chordata, Mammalia, Chiroptera, Phyllostomidae. The record is from RefSeq and is a predicted model, not a curated record. The coding region runs from base 176 to 1300 and encodes 374 amino acids. The transcript has 11 exons. Gene Ontology annotation, cellular component: endoplasmic reticulum membrane. Gene Ontology annotation, biological process: protein insertion into ER membrane; SRP-dependent cotranslational protein targeting to membrane, translocation.